GCUUCCUGUUUCCUCUGCUUAUUUGGAUGCCCUUGGCAAUCUACGCCCAGUCUUAGGCCCUUAUACGAAUUCAUGAUAAUUUAAUUAUUAUUACAACCACCUGGAAUCAACCAUGGCUAACAUAGAUAUGUCAAAGAUCAUCAAGCCUUGGAAACUUGAUGCCCAGCCUACAUAUUCUUUUAUAAACGCCAAGCUUAUCGACCCCGUCAAAGAGCAAGUAGUCGAAAAUGUUACAAUCAAAACAUCCGGAGGAAAGAUUCUGUCUAUAGACACUAGCGAAAACGCAGCUCCUAAUACUGCUGAUGGAGAAAUCACCAUUGACCUUAAAGGCAAGCAUGUGUGUCCUGGGCUAAUUGACUGCCACGUACAUAUCGCUGUAGUCCCCGGCGAAGCGAGUUUAAGCGCAUACAAGGAUAUGACUGAGAAAAUAAGUCUCAUUCGCCAACCCUGGGUCCUGAAACCGAUGCUUGAUCGAGGAUUCACAUCCGUCCGCGAUUGUGGUGGUGCGACAUUGGCUAUGAAAGAGGCUGUUGAAGAAGGCGUUUGCCUCGGUCCUCGACUCUUUAUAGCUGGAUAUGCGCUCUCUCAGACUGGCGGCCAUGGCGACAUGAGGUCUUCUCACGAUCAGAGUCCUUGCUCUUGCGGCACUGUCUCUGGAAUCAGUCGUAUUGUUGACGGAACAUCGGAAUGCUUCAGGGUUGCCCGCGAUGAGCUGCGCCAAGGGGCAGACUUUAUCAAGAUCAUGGGUGGCGGAGGCAUCGCAAGCGCUACGGACAAGAUUGAGAACCUUCAAUUUUCAGACGAGGAGAUCAAAGCCAUCGUUACCGCGGCAAAGAACAAUGGCACAUAUGUCACAAGCCAUAGCUACACGCCGCAGGCCAUUCAACAAGCCAUCCGACAAGGCGUGAGAGGCAUUGAACACGGCAACCUCCUUGAUGCAGAGACGGCUAAGCUCAUGGCCGAAACGGGCACAUUCCUUACACCGACGUUAAUCACGCACGUCAUGUCGAAGCAGCUCAAUUUCUUGCCUCCGGUGUCAGCAGCGAAGAACGAGGAUGUCUUGAAAAGGGGCCUUCAAGCUAUCAAGAUUGCGAGCGAUGCCGGCGUAACGGUCUGCUUUGGCACCGAUCUAUUAGGACCACUGCACUUUGCUCAGAGCAAAGAGUUUUCCGUGCGAAGCCAGGUUCAGACGGCGGGCCAAAUUCUUCGCAGUGCGACUGUCAACGCGGCCAAGUUGCUUAUGAAAGACGAUGAGCUGGGGCAGGUGAAGGAGGGAUUCCACGCCGACUUUAUAGUAUUAGAUGGAAAUCCUUUGCAGGACAUUACGCUGUUGGAUCGUUCUGAAUCGAGUAUCUUGGCCGUAAUCAAGGAUGGAAGGAUUGUUUCGUCAAAGUUGUCUGACGUCAAGGUAGAUGUAUCAAGUCGGCCAUAGAAAGGAUAAUGUUGAAGCAGUCUAUUAUGAAUGGUCUAGCGUGUGGAAAGUAAAUCUAUGGGUAUACAAAAUAUUACCAAGCAACCGCAUGUCCAUCACUGCGUAGAUCACUUCCUCCGUUGUAGACUCUCUGGCCACUUGGAUCGUAAUUUGCUUGGAUGACUUGUCCUCGGCCAAAUAGGUCACGAUUCCAUCCGGUUAUCAGCUCUACCUCAUGUCCUAGUUUGCGCAAACCCUCAACUGUCUCUUCCGGGAAUCCUUCUUCUAAACAUAUCAUAGACUUUUGUGUCAAUUUAGAAUAGUCGCCAGCCG
Molecule: messenger RNA, 1744 nt
Organism: Trichoderma asperellum CBS 433.97
Lineage: Eukaryota; Fungi; Ascomycota; Sordariomycetes; Hypocreales; Hypocreaceae
Molecular function (GO): hydrolase activity, acting on carbon-nitrogen (but not peptide) bonds
Source: RefSeq, a predicted model, not a curated record